AUGCUGCGUCAAGGGGCCGAGCCCUUGCUGCCACAGCAGGCGCGCUCGUUCUUCUCACUCUCUCUGGAGUUCUCGGAGGAUGUCAGCGCGUCCAAGCCCAAGGCGGGUGGCGGCGACCUGCUGAAGGCGUGGUCCUCCAAGAAGGCUGAGACCGAAGCUGCCCUGAAGCUGCUGACUACCUACAAGGACCUGGGGGACCUGGCGGGGGAGCCCUACAUCCAGAACCACAACCCCCGCACCUUUGAGGACCUCUCCAAGCCCAUCCCCAACUUCAAGAAGUUCGGCCUCAAGGCCGGGGAGGUGCCGAAGUUCUUUGACGGAGUCCUGCAGGCGCGCGCCGCGGAUGCGGUGGCGGCCAAGGACGCGUGGUGGGCGGAGCGCCGCGCCAACGCGGAGGAGGCCGUCAAGGAGCGCAAGUUCACG
Messenger RNA from Monoraphidium neglectum, 423 nucleotides. RefSeq names its product F1F0 ATP synthase associated 60.6kDa protein. Lineage: Eukaryota; Viridiplantae; Chlorophyta; Chlorophyceae; Sphaeropleales; Selenastraceae. The record is from RefSeq and is a predicted model, not a curated record. The transcript has 5 exons. The annotation marks the transcript as partial.